Molecule: messenger RNA, 1908 nt
Organism: Symbiodinium sp. CCMP2592
Lineage: Eukaryota; Dinophyceae; Suessiales; Symbiodiniaceae
Source: the annotation of a GenBank genome assembly
AUGAAACUUCAGCCUGCGUGUACUAACUCCAAUCUGCAAGCACGCCUGCUUCGAAAACUUUGGUCAGGACUGAUCCUGUAUCACAACUGCGAUGUGGUUCUUGUCACCGAGCUGCUGUGGAAGAACUUUGUGAAGUCUGCUGCCGAGGAGCUUCCGCUUCCCUACCAGGGCCGGCUCCGGUUCCGGCCCUGCGGCGGGGACACCUCGCGCCGCGUCUCCGGGGACAUGGCGCGGUUUGUUCUCAGUCUUGGGCAGGAUUCUCUGGCUCUGCAGGCCCUCGUCUUUUCUCGCUCUGAGGUGGAGUUCUUCAGCUCAGAAGGGUGCUUCUUCCACUGGGCAUGGGAGGAGAGGCCGACAUUCAUCGUCUUUGGCUUCCUGAUGAUCCACGUCGCCAUGAUCAUUUCAGAGGCCCUGCAGAUUCCCAUCGUGGGUUUCAUCUUGCAGCCUCUGCGUGAGAUUGAGCCAACGAUGGAGAGGACGGCCUUGGACGAGCUUUUUGGGCCUCUUCGGCGGGUCUUCGCGGGGCAGAAGUUCAAUGCCGUCCUUCAGCAGGUGAUGGAAUCUCUCCCCGACCGGUACACGCUGAGGGACCUUCGCCUCUCACGCGGCCUUGCGCCUUGCCCCUCCAACAUCCUCGCUUCAAAUCAGCAGGCCGAGGAACUGCGCCAUCACAAUGUUCCCUUAAUCGUGCCGGUCAGUCCUGUAGCGCUUGGGGAGCAGGUUGCUACUUUGGCCGAGAAGGGGAUGAGGCUCACGGACUUCAUCUUCCUUCGCCAGGGCUCCUGCCAACUGGAUGCGGAGGUCAGCGACUUCAUCGCCCGCGCAAAGCAAGAUCGCCGGAAAGUCGUCGCCAUGACCUUCUCCUCCAUGCCGGUAGGUGAGAGGCGCAUGCUGGAGAUUGCUGCGGCCAUCUGUCGAAGAUGCCACACGCCGGAAGAGGGACGGAAGCCUGUUGUGAUCGCCUUGGUCAGUGGGCAGCCUCCAGAGGAGACGAAUAUCCCUGAUAUCCAGCGGCUCGAAGAGAAGCACCGGCUGCUCGUCCUUCGACGGCCGGUGGACUUUGGCGCACUAUUCCCGAAGGUGGAUGCGGCAAUACUUCACGGAGGCCUCGGCGUCACCUCCGAGGCCCUGUUGGCAGGUAUCCCGGUGGUGACCAGCGGCAUCCUGCUAAUGGACCAACGCUACUGGGCCGCCCGGAUCCAUGAGUUGGGCUCCGGCUGCGAGGAUGAGGACGUGUCAUUUCAAGUGAGCCUGAUGAAUGGCGCCCACGCCACCAUCACCUGCAAAGCGGCCGACAAGCUGCAGAGUCUGCAUGGUCGAAUUUCGGAGGCUUUGGAGGGCGUGGGCUGCCGCAGCCCUCUUUGCUACUUCCGUAGCACGCAGGAGAACCCACAACUGCUGGCAGGCCACACUGAAGCGGCUGAGGUCGCAGGGGCAGAGAUAAGAGUGGUGGUGCAGGCUGAGCCUAUCUGGUGCAGUGAGAAAUGCUUCCGCCGGGCUGCCUCCUUCAAUGAGCUUCCGGGCUAUUUGGACGACCAGUGGGAGGAAGAGCGUCUCCGAUUUUUUACGUGUGGCGUCUUCGAGCUACACAAGCACUUUCACUCAAACCAUGGUAGCAUGCCAGCAGAAGACUGCUUGGAAAAGGAGAACUACCUUGUAGCGACGGGAGAGUGGGAGCUGGAUGGGGAGGAUGUUCUCCUGAUCGGAAUGCAGAAAAUCUGCGGUCGCAGCAGUGGCCAAACCGUCACGAAGAGCUUCAGGCGAAAGUGCCGGAAGAGAGACCUCCUCUACUCUCCAAGCUGGAUCGUCACGUCCAUCGGUUCGGAGGGAGAGGUCAUUCCGGAGUAUUACCGCGGCAGCGUUGAAUGCAUCGACCGGAACGUAGUGCGCGAGCCAGCAGACUGGUAA